AUGUGGACUUAUCUUAGCUUAACUUUAUUGACUUGGAUGACAGUGUGCACGAAUGUAUCCGCACAAGAAUAUCUUCCACCAAAGAUAGGCAGUGGUGGCGGAGGCAAAAAACCAGCACCAGAGCCCACGUUGCCUGCCAACUACGACUUCUCGUAUGAUGUGUCAGACAACGCGGUAAAUCUGGACUUCGGGCACAACGAGAAGAGAAAGGACGACCGCGCCACCGGAUCGUACCACGUGCUGUUGCCAGAUGGCCGGACGCAGCUGGUCGAGUACGAAGCCGGCCCGGACGGGUACAAGCCACAGGUCAUGUAUAUGGGUACAGCGACGUAUCCUGCGGCGAACACGGGAGACAAAUUCGACGGGUACCAUUACAACGCUGCGUCGAACAGGCAGAGCGUGCGGCAGGCAGCGCCGCGUUCCCGCCAGCCGGCGACGGCGCCGCCGCCCGCGCCCGCUCCGCCCGCCGUCUACGCUUCCAGCAACGCGACGCAGUAG
This is a messenger RNA of Chilo suppressalis (striped riceborer), 498 nucleotides long. The record is from the annotation of a GenBank genome assembly. Lineage: Eukaryota; Metazoa; Arthropoda; Insecta; Lepidoptera; Crambidae.